UGUGAUCGGACUGAUAUGUAUAUAAGGCAGAGAAAUGGAGUCAGUUCGCAUCACACGUUAAGUGUAGCAGGCGCAGAGAAGUGUCUCACUCACGCACUCAAGUGGCAGAAUGAGGAAUAUAAUUUUGCUUACGUACGUGUCCGCCAUGGUGGCAAUAUGUGCAGCCCGGCCUCAGUAUUACCAACAUCAACAGGGAUUCCAAAAGCCGUUCGUUCCAAUUGUGGCAUACAGCAAUGACAUUUCACACGAUGGGUCCUACGCUUACAGUUACCAGUCGGGAGAUGGCACUACCGCUCAAGAAUCGGGAUACUUGAAGAACUCGGGCAAUAGGGACUUGGAGGCUCAGACUGUUCAAGGCUCAUACUCUUAUACGUCGCCAGAGGGCACACCUAUCACAGUAACCUACAUAGCUGACGAGAACGGAUUCCGUGCGCAAGGCGCACAUCUUCCGGUAGCUCCACCUAUACCUGAUGCGAUUCUCAAGUCUCUGGACCUGAUCGCCAAAACACAGCCAGGCGCAAGCGCAAACCUGGGGGUGUACACGCAACAAGGAUAUAACAGACAACAAUAUCGAUACUAAAUUCCACUUCUUUACCCCAUCUUGCAGUGGUCAUAUGAUGUACAACUGAACGUUCUCUAAACAUUCGGACAUUGAUUCUAGGCUUCUUCAACAACGCUUGUUAAACUGAUGUCAUUUGGGAUCUGAUGGUAGAAUGACAGUUAUGUUAUAAAUUUAAAUGGAUAUAACAGGAAACUGUCAUGAUCUAUUUCAAAGGUACUAUAGUGAAAUUUGCAUGUGAUGACUGAAAAAAUCAAGACCUUUUGCGAAGACAGACUUGCUGUCCGAGAUUUAAACUCCGAACCUUGCUUUCCACUCUACAGUAGCGUUCAGUGUUUUGAUUAGCAGCGGAAGAAAGUUAUUUAUUGACUUUUCAAUUUCACCCCAUUCUGCUAAUUACAACAGUCUGACCAAAUUUACGAAAGUGAAAAUAAAAUAAAUAUAACACUAA
Molecule: messenger RNA, 1010 nt
Organism: Zootermopsis nevadensis
Lineage: Eukaryota; Metazoa; Arthropoda; Insecta; Blattodea; Termopsidae
Product: endocuticle structural glycoprotein SgAbd-2-like
Cellular component (GO): chitin-based extracellular matrix
Molecular function (GO): structural constituent of chitin-based larval cuticle
Source: RefSeq, a predicted model, not a curated record